Panicum virgatum (switchgrass) is the source of this 1547-nucleotide messenger RNA. RefSeq names its product protein GL2-INTERACTING REPRESSOR 1-like. The transcript is spliced from 2 exons. The record is from RefSeq and is a predicted model, not a curated record. Lineage: Eukaryota; Viridiplantae; Streptophyta; Magnoliopsida; Poales; Poaceae. Bases 869 to 1309 code for a protein of 146 amino acids.
GAACAGCCUGUAUGUUGGCUUCUCUUAUUCCACUCGGCUCAAACCGAACAGAUAAGAUUACAUCACGCUUUAUAGCUGCAGCACCUAGCUAGCAACUGCCCUGCGGUACUGGCGCACGCACGCACUACUAGCUCCUGAAGACCCGGUCUCCACUCGUACAUGGGCCACACACUCAUACGCACGAAGCGGCCGUCCUCCGAGCUGAUCGUAAGCCGCCAGUUGCUCCAUUAUCUACUCAUGCAACUAACACAACCUAAACACCAUGACGCACACACUUACAGGGACUGGACCUACAAGCCAUGGACACACCACAGCACAACACAAGCUAACGGGCAGCCGGAACGUGAACGCAUCAACGAUCUGGACACCCACACACCAAUGCACACGCCACAGAUGCACACGCCACGGAACACACCAUGUCGUGUUUAACUCUAACACCACCUUCCUCCGGUCGUUUUCCACCACCAAUCCCCCUCCCAUCACCGCCGUCCUCCUCCUAUCUCAUUGCUUCCUGGAUCGGCCUCGUCGCCUCUGCCACUGCCAGGCUGCCCGCCACCACCACCUCUGACCUCUCCGUCCCAUAAAACAGAAACUUGAAUGUGGGCAGUGAAGUGACGAGUGAGUGUGUUUAGUGUGGAGUAUAAUAUGGCCGAUUAACCAUGAUGCAAGUACUCAUCAACAGUGUGGCAUUUAUGAAAACCAAUUGACCUCCAUGGCUUGGCUAUAAAUACUUGCUGCCAAGCUCUUCUUCUUCCCCCACCAAGAGCCCUUCUCAGAGUCAAGAGGAAGCAAGGAAGCUUCCUCAGAGCAGAGGAGCACACCUGCAGCUGCAGACCAUCACAAGACAAGGCAGCAGCGACAGGGCGUGAUGAGCCGGGGCGGCCUGGACCUGAAGCUGCACCUGUCGCCCCCGGCGCCGGCGCGGGGAGGAGCGGAGAGGAGGGCGUCGCCGCUGUCCUCGUCGGACGAGGAGUGGUCGUCGUCGUCGCCGAGCUCGUGCCUGUCGUCGGAGGGCGAGCGGGAGCCGCAGCCGCACCGCCAGGGGCACGGGCUGCAGUGGUCCGACAGCCCGGAGGCGACGUCCAUGGUGCUGGCGGCCUGCCCCCGCUGCCUCAUGUACGUGAUGCUCUCCGAGGCCGACCCGCGCUGCCCGCGGUGCCGCAGCCCCGUCCUCCUCGACUUCCUGCACCACGCCGCCGGCGCCGGCCGCGGCAGCGCCAGCGGCGGCCGGGAGGGCGACGGCCACAGCCGCAAUGGCACCCGCGGCGGCGGCGGCGGCGGCGGCAGCUGGAGGAACAGGUGGGCAUGAUCGUCCGCACGCGGAGCCGCGUCAAGAAACCAGAAGUUUUUUCCCCCCAAAUUAGCCCGAUUAUUAGCAGUAUUUUAGCACCAGUAGCGCUCCCAUGAAUCUGUCGUCACAAGAAAACAAGAACUGCUUCAGUGUAACCAUGAUAUGUCAUCUCCGGCGCCGGCGAGGUGGUAACCGUGGUAUAUCACGGAUACACUGGAGAGGAAUGGAACAAGAAGAGAUCUUCCCUGCUUUCCAA